AUGGCGGACAUGGUUUCAAAAUUUUUGCUUUUAAAGGAUGCAAUAUUAAAGGCACUGAUUGACUUGAAAGAAAAAACUAUGUUCAGUACCUACGAGCUUGAUCUUUUGCAGGAUUUAUCUACGACCCUCACUAUCGUAAAAAGCACUGUAGAAGCUAUUUGCCAAGAAAAGGCGAACUUAUUAACUGCAGAUACAGCCCUGCAAUUCAUGGUCACUAAACUACAAGAGAACAAUGGGGUUAUCAGUAGAAGACUCCUUGAGGCUUUAACAUUAAGAAUCGCUCAACGCCGACAAACAGAUCUGGUAUGUACACUGAAGUAUUUACAUAAUCCUAACAAAUACUACCUGGAACAAUCUUCUACUGUCUUCCCUAAAGUAGGAAAUGAUGUUAUCACCAAAGUCAUAGUUGACAUACAAAAAAAAUACUUCAAUCAAAGACCUUCAACAAUAACUUAUACUGGCGCUUCUGAUGACGAAGAUGACAUGUUUCUAGCAGAUCUACAGCAUUGUCAAAAUGAAGAAGCGUCUAGAAUCACAAUUAUGUCAAUAAAAGAACAGCUACAGAAAAAAAUAGAUGAUGAAAUGUGUGCAAGGCCUUCUACGUCCACAGCAACUUGCGAAGAUGAUCUAGAAUCAUCAAUAAAAAUGCAGAUGGCUUUAUAUGAUGCAGGAGCGCCAAGACAAAUACACCUAACUCAGGCUUAUGACGUGUUAAUGUGCAUUCCACCAACUAGUGUAGAGUACGAAAGGGUAUUUUCUUCUACGAAGUAUAUCUGCAAUCAUCUCAGAUGUAAAUUAAGCGAUGAUUCCUUAGACGCCUUAAGUUUCCUCAGGUCUCACUUUCAAAGAAUACGUAAAAAACAAUAA
Parnassius apollo (apollo) is the source of this 867-nucleotide messenger RNA. The record is from the annotation of a GenBank genome assembly. NCBI's taxonomy places the organism in Eukaryota, Metazoa, Arthropoda, Insecta, Lepidoptera, Papilionidae.